Cannabis sativa is the source of this 1623-nucleotide messenger RNA. RefSeq names its product KRR1 small subunit processome component. Gene Ontology annotation, molecular function: RNA binding. Bases 178 to 1332 code for a protein of 384 amino acids. Gene Ontology annotation, cellular component: small-subunit processome; nucleolus. Lineage: Eukaryota; Viridiplantae; Streptophyta; Magnoliopsida; Rosales; Cannabaceae. The record is from RefSeq and is a predicted model, not a curated record. The transcript is spliced from 13 exons.
AUAAAAUAAAGUAAAUUACAGUUAGCCCUUAUCACUAUGCCCUAAUUUGUCUCUCUCACUAAGGUUUCUUUCUCUCUCUUCUCUCUCUCACUCCGACACCGUCCGAAAGCUUAAAUUCGCCGCCGUUUCUUCCUACCAUCGCCAUUCGCCAUUGUCGGAGGGUUUUAGAGUUCAAUCAUGGAGCACGACAAUGUCGACUUGGAACACGAGGUCAAGACCAAAAAGCACAAGGGGAAGCAUGAUAAGCCCAAGCCUUGGGAUGAUGAUCCCAACAUCGACCGCUGGAAGGUUGAGAAAUUCGAUCCUUCUUGGAACGAAGGGGGCAUGCUCGAAGUGUCAACCUUUUCCACCUUGUUCCCUCAGUACUUAGAAAAAUAUUUGCAGGAAAGUUGGCCUAAGGUGAAAUCUGCUUUGAAAGACCAUGGUGUUUCGUGUGAACUAAAUCUGGUUGACGGUUCUAUGACAGUUACAACUACCAGAAAGACUAGAGACCCGUAUAUAAUUGUCAAGGCUAGGGAUCUUAUUAAGCUUUUGUCAAGAAGUGUGCCUGUUGCUCAGGCUAUAAAAAUACUGAACGAUGAAAUGCAAUGUGAUGUCAUCAAGAUUGGGAAUUUGGUUCGGAAUAAGGAACGGUUUGUUAAACGAAGGCAACAUCUUAUCGGUCCCAAUUCUUCCACUUUAAAGGCACUUGAAAUACUAACUGGAUGCUAUAUUCUGGUUCAAGGAAACACUGUUGCUGCCAUGGGUUCAUUUAAAGGUUUAAAGCAAGUUAGGAAGAUAGUGGAAGAUUGCAUUCAAAAUAAAAUGCAUCCCGUGUACCAUAUUAAGAUUUUGAUGAUGAGGAAAGAGCUUGAAAAAGAUCCUGCUCUUGCAAAUGAAAACUGGGAUAGGUUUCUUCCAAAAUUCAAGAAGAAAAAUGUUCAGCAAAAGAAAGUUAAAAGUAAAGAGAAGAAACCAUAUACACCAUUCCCUCCUCCUCAACAACCUAGCAAGAUUGAUAUGCAAUUGGAAACUGGAGAAUAUUUCUUGAGUGACAAGACAAAAUCAGCAAAGAAGUGGCAGGAGAAGCAGGAGAAGCAAGCAGAAAAGACUGCCGAAACCAAAAGAAAACGAGACGCUGCAUAUAUUGCACCCGAGGAACCCAUAAAGCAAGAUAGCAAUGUAAAAACUAAUGACAAGGAAGAUGUGGCUGCAAUGGCUACUUCCUUAAAGAAAAAAGCUAAGGAGUUUGGAAAACAAAAAUUGGCUGAAAAUGUGGAUGCAGAGGCAUAUAUAGCAGAAGCCGGAGGAGAAAAACCUAAGAAAAAGAAAUCCAAACACAGGCAUUCUUAACUAAGCAUCUUAUGAUGGAUGGCGGUUCCAUUGUAACCGAAAACCAACAUGGUUUCAAGAUAUGUUUUUAGGGACUGAUUUUUAGUACUGUAAAAGUUUUGACCGAUCUAAAAAGUGUAGCUUAAAUGGUCAAAAUGUUUUGAAUCUCUAUUAGGUGUUUACAUGGUAAUUGUUAUAGUUUUUUCUGGUCUCUGUAAGGACAAGAGUCUAGUUAAAAAGAGAAAAAGACUGUUUGAAACGAGUUAUGGUUUUUAUUACUUUCUCUACAAAAAAAUGAACUAUUGCCAGGCA